Portunus trituberculatus (swimming crab) is the source of this 1433-nucleotide messenger RNA. RefSeq names its product compound eye opsin BCRH2-like. Gene Ontology annotation, biological process: G protein-coupled receptor signaling pathway; visual perception. Lineage: Eukaryota; Metazoa; Arthropoda; Malacostraca; Decapoda; Portunidae. Gene Ontology annotation, cellular component: membrane. The transcript has 9 exons. The record is from RefSeq and is a predicted model, not a curated record. Bases 117 to 1253 code for a protein of 378 amino acids. Gene Ontology annotation, molecular function: G protein-coupled receptor activity.
AAGCAGCGAGAGGUAUAUAAAAGAGGUAAAGCGAGAGGAACGGCACGAAGGAGCUUCAUUCCGUUUCGUCAGGAGUUCGGGAUAGAGGCUGAUCUUACGAACACCCUUGCAUCACCAUGGCUAACUCAACUGGACCGCAGAUGGCUUUCUACGGAGCUCAGGAUAUGUCGAACUAUGGAUAUCCCGAGGGUGUCAGUAUCGUGGACUUUGUUAGGCCUGAAAUCAAGCCACACGUCCACCAGCACUGGUACAACUUCCCCCCCGUCAACCCCAUGUGGCACUACCUCCUUGGUGUCAUCUACCUGUGCCUUUGUGUCAUCUCCAUCAUUGGGAACGGCCUGGUGAUCUACCUUUUCUCCAAAUGCAAGGCCCUCAGGACUCCCGCUAACAUCCUCGUGGUGAACCUCGCAUUUUCUGACCUCAUCAUGUUGACCACCAACGUUCCCUUCUUCACCUACAACUGUUUCAAUGGUGGUGUCUGGAUGUUCAGCUAUGCCUACUGUGAGAUCUACGCUACGCUGGGUGCUUUCACUGGAACGAACUGCAUCUGGUUGCUAUGCAUGAUCUCCUUUGAUAGGUAUAACAUUAUCUGCAAUGGUUUCAAUGGACCCAAGCUGACUACCGGAAAGGCCAUCUUCCUGACCAUGGUCAGCUGGGCCAUCUCUAUUGUCUGUGCUGCUUCUCCCCUCUUCGGUUGGGGCAGGUACACCCUGGAGGGUAUCCUGACUUCCUGCAGCUUCGACUAUCUCACUCAAAACUUUAACAUUUAUACCUACAAUAUUUUCAUCUUUAUCUUCGAAUAUUUCCUUCCGGGCGGUAUCAUCAUAAUUUCUUACGUGUUCAUCGUGAAGGCCAUCUUCGCUCACGAGGCCGCUAUGCGCGCACAGGCCAAGAAGAUGAACGUGGCAACCCUCCGCUCCGGCGAAUCCGACUCUCAGCGUGCAGAGAUCCGUAUCGCUAAGACAGCCCUUGUCAACGUUUCUCUGUGGUUCAUCUGCUGGACUCCCUACGCUAUCAUGAGUCUGCAGGGUGUGAUGGGCCACAUUAGCAACAUCACUCCCCUCGUCAGCACCCUUCCCGCCCUGCUGGCCAAGUCCUGCUCCUGCUACAAUCCUUUCGUGUACGCCAUCAGCCACCCCAAGUACCGUCUGGCCAUUACCCAGCACAUGCCUUGGUUCUGCGUGCACGAAGUGGAACGUAAGAGUACUGAUGACUCUCAGUCUAACUCAACUGUAGCUCAGGAAAAGGCCUAACCAGUAGGAUAUCGACUGAAACGCCACAAGAUACGAAAACGAACUCCUGACACGUUACGAUUGAAACCUUCGAUUAUCCGACAAUGAGCACGACGCCUCAUCGAACCCUACGUCCUUAAAUCCCCCAAGAACGAGAGGCCUCUUGGUAUAUUUCAAUAUCAAUAAAUCCUAGCAAAUGUU